AUGGUGCUAGUGCGCCAUGCCAGAAGGAAAGAGAUAUGUGCUCGAGGACAAAAAGUCCUUAGCAGACUGAUGAAUGAUGUAGACGGCAUUGUCUCUGAUUGUCAGGAAGGAGCCGCAAAUGUUCGAGAUCUUCGAAAUAUUAUCAUUCGAUCUCUGAAAAUUCGCCGCACAUUUCGGGAUUCCGCCGCCCCAACUUUUGGAUCCGUUGCAUCAUUCGACCGUAUAGAUCUUCCAAGCCAGCAGGCAUUUCCUUUACGACAUCCAGCCCGGAAGCUGUUGGCUGGGGUGUUGGCUCUGGUGUUGGCGGAGGAGCUGGUCGAGAUGCUGCUUGAGCUGCUAGCCCAGGUGCUGGCUGAGAAGGCUUUGGGGGACGAUGUCAACGACAUAGUACCUCUUCCGAUGGAUGAUUGCCCACGCAAGCGCAAGGCGACUGACAUCGGCCGUGCUGAGAACGCAAUACUCGGCGGCUCUCAGCACAAAGUCCACCGUAUGCGCGGAGCCCCCGUCUACCUUGGUGUUACGAUUAACGGUAUGCAGGAGAACCUAGCCUCGAGCCUCAUCGACAGCCAGAACGGAGCAUCCCAUGGAGACAGGCUGUCGACCUUGUUGAGUGUUACCAACCCCCUUCAUCAUAGGCGCCCUACCCUCUCGCCUAGCAGGACCAAGGAGAACAGUCCCACGUAA
Messenger RNA from Fusarium vanettenii 77-13-4, 684 nucleotides. RefSeq lists its product as uncharacterized. NCBI's taxonomy places the organism in Eukaryota, Fungi, Ascomycota, Sordariomycetes, Hypocreales, Nectriaceae. Bases 1 to 684 code for a protein of 227 amino acids. The record is from RefSeq and is a predicted model, not a curated record. The transcript is spliced from 6 exons.